Drosophila montana is the source of this 2175-nucleotide messenger RNA. RefSeq lists its product as uncharacterized. NCBI's taxonomy places the organism in Eukaryota, Metazoa, Arthropoda, Insecta, Diptera, Drosophilidae. Gene Ontology annotation, molecular function: chitin binding. The record is from RefSeq and is a predicted model, not a curated record. Gene Ontology annotation, cellular component: extracellular region. The transcript has 7 exons.
CUGUGGCAGCUGAAAGAGAUCACUUGGAUACUCAUCUCUAUUUUUGAUCAGUAGGCCCUGCUGAAAUUCAACAAGGCAGGAAACGUUGGCUCCAACGUCCGGUGGAGGAGCAACUUGUGGCGUUGGAGCAGGAGGAGGUAGAGCGGAGAUUUAUAUAUACAAAGGAUUUCUCUGAAACACUAAUAGAAGGAAAUAAGCUAAUAACUUGUGUGGAUGGGAAAUUUCAGCCGCAAGCACAACAAAGCCCCCAACAAUGCUGCAAUGCGGCGAGGCUGCGGCAUCUGCCACAGCGCCAACUAUUUGGCGAUGAAUGCGAGCCAAGAGACGAACCAACUCGAGAGCCGAAUGAGCGCCAAUUGCACGAUGAUUUAGUUUCAGUUUCGGCUGCUGCUCGCAGAGCUGACGAUGACGAUGACGACGGCGAUGUCGACGAUGACGAUGAGUUUGCUCUUUGGCAAUUGCGGCGGCGGCGACGGCGGCUCCAGCAAUGACGAUGACGCUGUGCAUUUUCUGUGUGGAGCUGCGCUCAUCUAUUGGCCCCCAGCCGAUGUUAACGGCGCCGCGCUCGACCUGCUCUUGAGUAUAAAACUAAAAUUGAUGCGAAAUUUUUUCUAACUUUUGCAUCAACUCCAAACGCGGCAACACGUGCAGCUAGCAGCUCGCGACCCAAAAACAUAGCAACAACAACAGCGAAACAAACUCAAAAUCACAUUUAAAUUACGUAUACGCCGCGUAGCCGUAAACCCAAAAUCACAGACAUCAUGGCAGCCGCAACAACAGCGAACAAAUCACCACAACAACAACAUCAACAACAGCAACAACAACAACAACUAGAUAGCAGUCGGCAGCAUCUUCAUCUGGCUGCCAGCAACGGCAGCAACUACGCCGCCUCCUCGAGCAGCUUCUUUGCCUCCUGCAUGUCCAUCGCUUUUGUUGUCGUGUUCGCUGUGCUGCUGGCAGGAAACUGUGUCAAUGGGCAAAUUGAUGGCUACAUAGCUGGCGAGGAUUAUCCAGUCUACGAUGCGGUGCCCAAGGGCUUGUCCUUCAACUGCCAAGGACGUCAGCCGGGCUACUAUGCGGAUACCGAGACAAGGUGUCAGGUCUGGCACUGGUGUUUGCACUCUGGACACCAAUACUCCUUCCUCUGUCCCAAUGGCACCGUCUUCAAUCAGGCUGUACGCGUCUGCGAUUGGUGGUCGAACGUGAACUGCGCCGGCUCCGAGCAGUUGUAUCAGAACAACGAUGAGCUUUAUCGCAUACCAGAGCGCAGCCAGCAGCUGCAGCAGCAGGAUGAGGUAUGAUAUAAGGCUGAUGAUGAGUAUAAGAUUGGGACAGCACACACAACGGCGGCGGAGGCAGUGAAUCGGCAACGAGGCGGCAGACAGCGACAGUUUCUGGCACAAAACAAAAGCAACAUCAACAUCAACAGCAGCAGCAGCAGCAGCAGCAACAUAGAUAAAAGCAAGCACAUCAACAACAACAUCAACAACAACAGAAUCGUAGAUAGCACCGCACCAACCAACUACAAUAAAAUGACCAAAAAUAGUUUUAGAGGCAGCAUGAGAUACACAACCAAUCAAUCUCAAUCGUCAUACUCAUCAUCACAGCAGCAACAGCAGCAGCAGCAACAGCAACAAUAUAAUUCUAGUAAAAGUAGCGAAUAUCAAAGUAGACACAAUAGUGGCAGUAGCCGUAAGCAGAGCAGUAGAAAUAAAAGUAAACAAUUUAGGAUAGGCAACGCGUCCUCUAGACAUAGCAAUCGCACCACAAGCACCCAACACAGCGGCGGCAGCAGCAGCAGCAGCAACAGCCGCAGCAACGGCAGCAGCAACAACAACUACAACAGCAAACAACGCGGCGCAAUGCGCUACAAUUUGAAUAAAUUUGAAAACGACGAUGAGCUCAAGGAUUAUAAAAGUAAAAUCAAAAAUAAAUACAACAUCGAUUAUGAUCAUUCUUUGGAUGAAGAAUAUGAAAUAAUUGAGGCCAUUGAGUGAAUCAAAAAUAAAGAACAUCUCACUAAAGCUUUGUAAUUGUUGUUGUUGUCAAGUGAAUGUGCUACAAAUUGACUUUGCUUACCGCUCCCCAGUUGGCAAGUUUCCCAAAUUCACUUUUGUAAAUAUAUUAUUUCUUGCACAUUUCACCUUUAUAAAUCUUAUGUACCUGCAACAAAAU